AGGAAAUCAGCUCUCAAACUGCUCUCGCGAAAGUCUUUAUUUUUUAAUUCAAUGAUGGUACUUUUAACCUAAAGUUUCAAAUCACUACAUUUCCUGGAGAACCCUCCCUGGGAACUGAACUGUCUGCGCUUGCGUGCGUGCGUUCGUGAGCGCGCGACGUGAGUCCUGCCAGUUAGAAGAGCUCUCCGCCGGAUGCCCCAGAUGCUCCAGUCUCUGCUAGAGUAAGUAGGAAUUGAAAACUGAAGUGAAAGUCCUACAUGUAGAGUUGUCUAUAUCCUAUUUUUACGCCGUGAAAACGAGCCAAGAAACCAACCGAGAGCGAGAAGGGACAAAGGACGACGUUUGACUUUUUUGAACGGUUCUGGAGCAUUUUUUUUUUUCUAAAAAGAGGAUGUUUAAAAGUGUGGACUUGGUGUGUUUAUGCUGCCUUUUUCUGGUUGUCGAAUGCCUAGCAGGAAUCAUCCAACCACCACAGAACUUGUCCCUGUCCUGGUCUAGUGAUUUUUGGCCUCAGUUGAACUGGACAUCACCGCCACAUUCAAUGGAAAACUGCAGCUAUGAAGUGGAAUCACCAGAGGGCUGGCAGAAUACGGUCAAUACCACUUUCUGGACAAAAUUCAGAGUGAUGGAGGGAGGAAAACUAAAACUGUCUGUCAGAACUGUCUGUGGUCAGGAGGAGAGUGAUUGGGUUUCAGUCACCACCCCUUACCCAGACCUGGUAGAAAACUUUACGUGCUCCCUCGAGUCUUCACAGCUGACCUACUGCACCUGGAACAAGGCCAAUAACACUCAGGACAUUUGGUUUUACUAUCAGUUAUUUGAUGAGUUAUCACGAGAUAAAACUCCUUUGACAGAGUGCUCAUCGUACAGAUGCUCCGAAGGCAUCAAAACUGGCUGUGAUCUGAAGGCGACAACCACCCAAACCAUGAACAUUCUGCUUAAUGGAACCGUGGACAACGAGCCUGUCAGGAACACGUUCAGUAGCUUGCUUAAAAAGAAUGUAAAACCUCGUCCCCUCAACUGGACCGUCACUAAAGAUAAUAAUGAAUUCGUGAUUCAUUGGAGCCCUCCUGACAUCAAUGAUGGAUGGACAUGGACGUAUAAGAUUAAGUACACCAAGUGUAAUGAAGAAAAUGAGCGCAGACAAACAGGAGGAAUGUCUCUUAGGCUGGAUAUUGUCCCUCAAUGUCCGUACAGGAUGCAGAUUAAAGCAACGCUUGAUUACAGUUUGAAUGGCAUAGAGACGCCAUGGAGUGAAUUCAAAGACUUCGAUGCAGAAACAGAUCCCAAUGCAAUGCUGUAUGCUGUAAUUAUCAUCCCAUUGAUAGUUGCUGGCCUGGUACUCUUUAUCUUCAUGUGUUGCAGGAAGAAUAAGGACAAAAUUUUCCCUAAGAUACCAGAACCGCGGGACCUCCUCAGCGAUAUUUCAGACAACAACAACAAGAGUACUCUACACAACCUGUACAUCCCGGCAGAGGAAGAAGACACUUGCAGGAUCACUCUGGUGAUGGAUCCCCACACAGAAAAAAACAUCUCCUGAUAAACCUCGACGAUUUCUGUUUGCAGCAGCUCAAUAUCUCUCACAUCCAUCUCCUGCUGAGAGAUUGUAUUACUUAGCUUAUAAAUCCUGGUGAUUGUUUUUGGUGGAAACUUUAGUAAAAGGUUUUUCAGGCCUUUAAUCAGACACUGUUUAUCAUGUGAUCAGAUGAACUUCAACAGUGCCCUGCUGCCCUCCUGCAUGUAGUUGUUUUCAGACUGAUGCAGCUGAAAUUCUUAAAGUUUUUUACUGUUAUUUUGAAUAUGCAGACGUUAGUUACACUGAAUUGUCUUUAUCAGGACAGGAACAUGAGGGCCAAUAUUCCAUCAGUACCUUGUAAAUAUUUAAUAUGUUUGAUGCCCUGUUAUACUAAUGCACACCACAAUCCAUCUUUUUCAUAGUACUAUAAAAGUUUUUGUAUGCUAUGUACAUUUAGAGUGGAAGAGAUAAACUCCUUCAAUAAUAGUAUACAAUAACAAUAAUAAUAACAAUUUAUUAGGCCUGUAGUCAGCCAAAGAAAAACUUGGCCUGAAAUUACGCCCACACACUGACCAAACAAUGAGUCAUUCAGGUAAAAAAAAAAAAAACAAAGAAAAA
Cheilinus undulatus (humphead wrasse) is the source of this 2134-nucleotide messenger RNA. RefSeq names its product interleukin-13 receptor subunit alpha-1-like. Gene Ontology annotation, biological process: cytokine-mediated signaling pathway. The transcript is spliced from 10 exons. The coding region runs from base 392 to 1540 and encodes 382 amino acids. The record is from RefSeq and is a predicted model, not a curated record. NCBI's taxonomy places the organism in Eukaryota, Metazoa, Chordata, Actinopteri, Labriformes, Labridae. Gene Ontology annotation, molecular function: cytokine receptor activity; protein binding. Gene Ontology annotation, cellular component: external side of plasma membrane.